Colletotrichum truncatum is the source of this 1245-nucleotide messenger RNA. Its product is annotated as putative aldehyde dehydrogenase. Gene Ontology annotation, molecular function: aldehyde dehydrogenase (NAD+) activity. Lineage: Eukaryota; Fungi; Ascomycota; Sordariomycetes; Glomerellales; Glomerellaceae. The record is from RefSeq and is a predicted model, not a curated record. Gene Ontology annotation, biological process: polyamine catabolic process.
AUGAUGAAGCUUGCUGACCUCGUCGACGCCAACCUGCAGACGCUGGCCACUAUCGAGACGCUCGACAACGGAAAGCCGUAUUCUGUUUGUCGCGAUGUCGACGUUCCUCAUUUCUCCGAGGUGAUACGCUACUACGCCGGCUGGGCUGACAAGUUGCAUGGCCAGACGAUGGAUGUGGGGUCUGGAAAGCUGGCCUACACCAUCAAAGAACCGCUCGGCGUCUGCGGUCAAAUUAUCCCGUGGAAUUACCCGCUUGACAUGGCGGCUUGGAAGCUGGGCCCCGCUCUUGCUUGUGGAAACACGAUCGUGCUUAAGCUGGCCGAGCAGACUCCACUAUCCAUGUUGUACGUUGCGAAGCUCGUCAAGGAAGCCGGCUUCCCGCCCGGUGUGAUCAACGUCAUAAACGGGUAUGGCCGAGAUGCGGGAGUCGCUCUCGCGAGCCACCCGGAUGUCGACAAGGUCGCCUUUACCGGAAGUACCGCCACGGGAAGGGAGAUUAUGAAGCUGGCCGCGAGAAGCUUGAAGAACAUUACCCUCGAGACCGGUGGGAAAUCGCCCCUGAUCGUCUUUGAAGACGCCGACCUGGACCAGGCCGCCAGGUGGUCUCACGAGGGCAUCAUGAGCAACCAGGGUCAGAUCUGCACCGCUACCUCGCGUAUUCUGGUCCACGAGGACGUGUACGAUUCUUUUAUUGAAAAAUUCGUCUCUACGGUUCGCAAUAUCUCCGUUGUCGGCGACCCAUUUGACAAGAUCACCUACCAAGGACCGCAAAUCACAAAAGCGCAGUACGACCGCGUGUUGGCAUACAUCCAGACCGCCAAGGACGAAGGCGCCACCAUCGCCACGGGCGGGGAACCUGCACCGCAGGCGACAGGUAAAGGGUUCUUUGUCCAGCCGACCGUGUUCACGAACGUGGCGACCUCAAUGACGGUCUACCGCGAGGAGAUCUUUGGGCCCUGCGCGGCUAUCGUCAAGUUCAAGACGGAGGAGGAGGCGCUACAGAUGGCGAACGACACCACGUACGGUCUCGGCGCCGCGCUAUUCACCAAGGACCUGGCGAGGGCACACCGAGUUGCGCGUGAUAUUGAGGCAGGAAUGGUGUGGGUGAACAGCAGCAACGACUCGGACUUUCGUGUGCCGUUUGGGGGUGUGAAGCAGAGCGGGAUCGGGAGAGAGCUAGGGGAGGCUGGGUUGGCGGGCUACUGUAACAUCAAGGCUGUGCAUGUCAAUCUGACGGGCAAGUGA